AAAAGAGAGGAAGAAGCCGAAAGCCUGAGGGGAUCUCUUUAUAAAUAUUUCAGAAAAGACUCAGGUGAUGCUGCAGGUACCAGUAAAGGCAGCUGUGCAGCACAGCCAGACUUCCGGUUUUAGUUUUCAAUCAGGAAGUCCGGUGACAUGCUGUCAGCUGACAUGCUGUCAGCUGACUCAGGGCAGGAGUUCUAAAACCAGCCAACAGUUCGAUCGGUGGUCUGAGCUCUUAACUCCACUUCUCCUCCUCAUCAUGUCGUGUCUGAUCUGCGGGCCCAAGCUGGCGACGUGCGGCAUCGUGAUCAGCGUCUGGGGUGUCGUCAUGCUGGCCCUGCUGGGGGUCUUCUUCAGAACCCACUCCGCGGUGCUCAUCGAGGACGUCCCGCUGACUGAGGAGGACUUGAGGGAUACCAACCCUCCUCAGAAGGUCUACGGGAUCUACAACCAGGUCGCCUACAACUGCUUCAUCGCGGCGGCCGUCUACGUGGUGGUGGGGCUUCUCUGCCAGGUGGCGCUCAACCGGCGGAAGGAAUACCUGGUUCGGUAGCAGCCCCUAGCGGAGAAGAGGACUUCCUGGAGCUUGAGGAGCGGUUAAUGCGCUCCAUCGCUGUAAACACUUUGUGCCAAAACAUUUCCUACGACAGUCUCAGUGCCUUCUUUGUCUUACAAAUGGUGAAUUCAGAAUAAAUGAUUUUUUUCAUUUAUACAUGGCUUGAUCACAGAAGUUGUAGAUGUAUUUUGUAACAAGGAAAUUAUAAAUCCCUGAAGCAUUUUGCAGA
This is a messenger RNA of Gadus morhua (Atlantic cod), 779 nucleotides long. Its product is annotated as ribonuclease kappa-A-like. The record is from RefSeq and is a predicted model, not a curated record. NCBI's taxonomy places the organism in Eukaryota, Metazoa, Chordata, Actinopteri, Gadiformes, Gadidae. Gene Ontology annotation, biological process: nucleic acid metabolic process. Gene Ontology annotation, molecular function: RNA endonuclease activity.